AUGCUGAGGAAGGCCAUCGCCGCGUCAGGCGGGUUGGGAAUUAUCGGUGCGGGGGGGGUGUACCUGCUGAAGGAGAAUUUUCACAAGAAUAUGAUUGACGGUGAUGUGGCGUAUAAGUACAGCCCGGUGAAGAGUCGCAAUGAAAUGAUUAGCCGUUUGAAAAAGAACCAAUAUGACGUACUAAUAAUAGGGGGAGGUGCCACUGGGGCAGGACUAGCCCUAGAUUGCGCCACAAGGGGAAUCAAAUGUGCCCUAAUAGAUAAAGGUGACUUUUCCAGUGGCACGUCCUCAAAGUCAACGAAGCUUCUACAUGGAGGUAUACGUUACCUAGAAAAUGCAGUAAAAAAUUUUGACCUCACGGAGUUAUAUUUCGUAUGGGAGGCAUUAGGAGAAAGAGCUCAUGCGAUGAAGAUUGCUCCAUUCAUGUCUAGGUCAGUACCAAUUAUUAUGCCAAUUUAUAAAUAUUGGCAAGUGCCUUACUUUGCAUACAAUAUAAAGGUGUACGAUCUGUUGGCCGAUUUGGUGUGUUACUUCGAUAAGGGGGUUCCUAACUCAAGUUAUAUACGACACUCCAACACGGUCGAUAGUUACCCCCUCCUGAAGAAGGAACAACUGAAAGGAUCACUAGUGUAUUACGAUGGGCAGCAUAAUGAUAGCCGCAUGAAUCUGAACCUUAUUCUCACCAGUACGAUGGAAAAUUAUGUGCCCGGGCAAGUGGGAUCCACUGUCUGCAACUAUAUGGAAGUGGUGGGUUUCAUAAAGGAUGACGAUGGGAAGAAGAUAACUGGCGUGAGAGCAGUGGACAGAAUUAGCAACGAAGAAAUAGAAAUAUUUGCCAACGUUAUUGUGAACGCUACAGGACCUCAUGGAGAUGUGGUCAGAAAGCUCGCAGAUGAAACAGCCACUCCAGUUAUACAGACGUCAUCAGGUUGUCACUUCAUCCUCCCGAAGUGGUACUCCUCGAAAAAUAAUGGAAUGAUCAUACCGAAGACUAGCGAUGGAAGAGUCCUCUUCCUGUUACCAUGGGAAAAUGCCACCAUCGUUGGGACGACGGAUGAACAGAGACAACUUGAGGAGAACCCACAGAUUCCGAAAAAAGACACCGACUUUUUGGCUAGCGAAUUGUCUAAAUAUAUUAACGUAGAUGCGGAAGAAAUUAAGAAUGACAUCAAAGCGGCUUGGUGUGGGUUCAGACCCUUAGUUAUGGAUACCAAGGGGAGGAAAAAAAAAAGCGCCAAUAAGGACACCCUAAAAGGUCAAUCUGCAACGAACAAUGAAACUGUAACCACGCACAAGAUAUCGAGAAGCCAUGAAAUUAUAGAAGACGAUAAUGGGCUUAUUAGCAUUUUAGGAGGGAAGUGGACCAUAUAUAGGAAGAUGGCCCAGGAUACCCUCGACUACAUAGCGAACAAGCACUCUGAUAAGGUUAAAACAAAGUACAACUGUAGGACCAAAUUUCUGAUGCUUCUUGGUAGUCACGACGAGCAAGGAAAACACAACUUAGACGACCUAACCUAUGGUAGUAGUAAAUUGAGUAAAAAGCUAGUCCAAAAAUACAGCCAAAUAGAUUAUGACGUUGCUAAUCAUCUGGUGUCCGAUUAUGGAUACCUAGCAGAGAAGGUCUGUGAACUAGCCACCGAAUUGAAUUUGUUUAACAAAAUAGAUGCGUCCAAACCGUACAUCGAAGCGGAAGUGGUCUAUGCCAGUAGGUAUGAAUUCGCCUCCACCAUUUCGGACAUUAUUGGCAGACGGUUCCGACUGGGGUUUGUGGAUUCCGCGGUGUCUGGUAAGGUCAUCUCCAAAAUUGGCGAACUUAUGAAGGACGAGUUGAAAUGGAACCGCGAACAAAUGAACAAAAACAUCCAGGACGCCCAGCUCUACGUCCGAUCGCUCUCCCUGGAGUGA
Plasmodium coatneyi is the source of this 1905-nucleotide messenger RNA. RefSeq names its product Glycerol-3-phosphate dehydrogenase. The record is from RefSeq and is a predicted model, not a curated record. Gene Ontology annotation, biological process: glycerol-3-phosphate metabolic process. NCBI's taxonomy places the organism in Eukaryota, Apicomplexa, Aconoidasida, Haemosporida, Plasmodiidae. The transcript has a single exon. Bases 1 to 1905 code for a protein of 634 amino acids. Gene Ontology annotation, molecular function: glycerol-3-phosphate dehydrogenase (quinone) activity. Gene Ontology annotation, cellular component: glycerol-3-phosphate dehydrogenase (FAD) complex; mitochondrion.